CGAAAGCAUACCUAUUAAACCACUACUGGACUGCUGUUCUUGAACAAACCAUGUCGGUGUAACCCUUCAAACGUACAGUAUACAGGGGACACGAGUUAGAGAGCACAAAUCUCCAUGGUACGUAAGGGAACUGCCGGUGUAGGAGCACCUGUAGUAUUGCGUAUAAUAGUCGCCGUAUCAGGCACCUUGGUAGUCACACUGGCUCUCAAAUUACGACUGUUUGCAUCCAAUCAGAAUGAGGUUGAUAGAGAAGACCCGCACUUGCUUCGCGCAGGAUAUGACGGUGUUGCGGUGCAUCGAUCAAAGUAUGCAAAUGGGUUUGCUUAUAACGAGAAUGGUGUGCUGGUCGAAUCCGUAGGAAUCACGGAGCACAGCCGUACCUUUUGGGGUGACACAGAGGGCGAUGUUCUAACCGAGGUUACAAUAAAAGAUCUACUUAUUGAACAGGGUCAAACAUUGCCCACGUUUUGGUACGAUGAUUAUGUCUCAGAUCGCCUGAUCUGCGACCUGACGCAUGCGGAAGGGGAUCUUAACGUAUCGAGCAAAGAAGAGCUAAUCGAACAGCUAGAUGAGAUGGACAGGAAGGACGACAAUAUGCGACUACCAAGCAUGCAGGUCAAGACUAUCAAUCAGACAGGUGUUGGUUCUACAUUAAACACAUCCACGAGAAAAUGGUUGAAACACCAACUAAUGCAAGGCCCCUACAUGGUCCCCUUUCCUGCGAACUAUACGACGUACGUGCCCGCUUUGCAACAAAACCUCGGAGUGUGCAGCUUUUCUACUGGAGCGUACCUUCUACCUCAGAAAGGCAAUGUUAGGCACAAGGCCCACCUACAUAUGCUGGCGUGGCUACGGAGUAUAGGAAUAUUAUACAGCAUUGAGGAUGGCUCAGCCAUUGGCGUCGUUCGACACGGUGGCCUGAUACCAGGGGAUAAGGACAUGGACCUACAAAUCUCCAUGUGGGAUAACCGCAGGCUGUUGGAGAAACUGGGGUGCUACUCCUUGGCGGCUGUCAGGAUACACGAUCUGCCGCGAUCGUCACGGCGAGCUAUUGAAGAACAGUGCAAAUGCGAGUGCCGCCCGUCUAUGCAGUGGACCAGAGAUGAACUCGAUCAGUACACCAAGGUAGUCCAGAUAGAUUGUGGAUGUAUUGCUGACGCUCAACUGCUGGACAACGCCGAAAAGGGCUAUGACGCGCUGGCGUGUGAGAUCUCCAAGGGCAAGCAUCGCAAAACAAAGCUGAAGACACUGUGCCAAUGCAUGUGCCCUAAGCGCAUGUUGCAGAUAUCUACACUUCAACAGUUGCUCAGCAAGCACAAGGAUAAAGAAGCUGAUUACCUACAUGUUAGUCUCAAGGGACAAAGUAGGCUUGCCAGUGAGCAUCAGCAUCAAGCAGGAUACCUUGAAGAAAUUCGCACUCAUCAAGUGGGGCCUCAUGAGCUUGGUAUGUGUACUAAGGAUAUGAUCCAUCGACUACACCACCAGUAUGGCAACUUCUUUCUACCACUAGCGCCUUGGGCGGAGGAGGAUGUGAAUAGGUGA
Messenger RNA from Sphaeroforma arctica JP610, 1542 nucleotides. RefSeq lists its product as hypothetical. The coding region runs from base 115 to 1542 and encodes 475 amino acids. The transcript is spliced from 9 exons. NCBI's taxonomy places the organism in Eukaryota, Ichthyosporea, Ichthyophonida. The record is from RefSeq and is a predicted model, not a curated record.